AUGACAACGCUGCUAGCCGCCAGCCUGAGCCCCGGCCUGCUAGCGCUGCUAGCUCCAGGCCGUCUGUUCCCCAGGCCACUAACCUCCAAAGGACUUGUUCCCAGCCUACUAACCCCAAGAGGACUUGUUCCCGGCCUGCUAGCGCUCCAGCGGCUAGCUCCCUGCCUGGUUCCCGGCCUGCUAGCGCUCCAGCGGCUAGCUCCCUGCCUGGUUCCCGGCCUGCUAGCGCUCCAGCGGCUAGCUCCCUGCCUGGUUCCCGGCCUGCUAGCGCUCCAGCGGCUCAAACUUCCAGGCCGGCUGGAGGGCGACGUAGGCCCCGACGAUGAGCAGCCAAGAAUCUGGCACCUGCACCAGCUCCGUUGGUGGUCCAGCCGAUUCCUGUUCCUCGUGCUCCGUCGGUGGUCCGACCUGCACCUUCUUUGCCGGUGGUCCGACCAACACCAGCUGAUUCCUGUUCCCUCGUCGGUGGCCCGACCGACUCCUGUUCCCUCGUCGGUGGCCCGACCGACUCCUGUUCCCUCGUCGGUGGCCCGACCGGCACCAGCAGACCGACAGGGGGCCGGCGGUGAAGGCGAGACCUCUCUGGAGGCUGGGCAGGGGGCCAGAGACAGGGGGGCACCUGCACCGGCUUCGCCGGUGGUCCGACCAACACCGGCUCCAUUGGUGGCCCAGCUGAUUCCUGUUCCCUCGUCGGUGGCCCGACCGACGACUCCUGUUCCCUCGUCGGUGGCCCGGCCGGUUCCAGCUCCUCGUGUCCGGUCCAUGGUCCCCGGCCCAGCUGUCCAGUCGGUGGUCAGACCGACUCCAGCAGACCGACAGGGGGCCGGCGGUGAAGGAGAACCCUUCCAAGAGACCGGCGACGAAGGCGAGAUCUGUCCAAAGGUCUCAGCAGGGGUUGCAGAUGACGGAAGGGACCCGCCAGAGGCCGAAGAAGGCGAGGCUUCUCCAAAGGUCGGGCCGGGGACUGGCGUAGGGAGCCCGGGAUCUCCGGUGGCAGAGCACAGCUGAGGACCACGGGCGAGACUGCUGGGCUAGGGACCAUGGACCGACACGAGUAUGUAUCCGUAUUGUACUGGUACACCAUUAGUACAAAAAAAAUGACUCUGGGAAGAAUUAUGCAGUAACUUAAAGCGUCACCCCGCUAUUUAAAUGUUUUGUGUUUCUUCCUAUAUGUAGUUUAGAUAUCAGAGUUAUGGACUGAAGUCACACGCAACAGUAAAUCUCCUCUUCAUAUAAAUCUAACAGGAAUCUUACACACUACUACUGAGUCAAGUCUCUUGGCCUGGUCUCUCUCUCAAUCCAAGCUAAUCACACACAGCCAGUGGAAUCUGUGUGUGUGUGUGUGAGAGUGUGUACCUUGAAUUAUUGUCAGUCCUGUGAAACAUUCACCACACUGCUGAGAGGAUAUCAACUCCCCCACUCUCGCUUUCUCUUCUUGAAUUGAGCUCUGUGUGUGUGCAUAGCUGUCAGGUCAGUGGAGCAGCAAGAAACAGACUCACACUGGUCCACCUCAGCCAGACAUGAACUGCAUGUUGAAGCCUGGAGGCCGGUUUAUUAAAAUGUGCGAAGAA
Molecule: messenger RNA, 1571 nt
Organism: Micropterus dolomieu (smallmouth bass)
Lineage: Eukaryota; Metazoa; Chordata; Actinopteri; Centrarchiformes; Centrarchidae
Product: skin secretory protein xP2-like
Exons: 4
Coding region: 1-1008 (335 amino acids)
Source: RefSeq, a predicted model, not a curated record